AUGGCGGCUGGCGGCGUGGCUCCCACAGAAUACAUAUCGCAAUGGUGCCACGGCAACUACGAAGUGAUGCACAGCUGUCUAGAGCAGCUGUGUAGAGCGAGCAAGUCUCAUUUGCCAGAAAGUGUCGAGGAAGAAGCCACGACGAGCUCGGGUGGAUUUUGGUCACGUUUUUGGCGCCGUCCUAAUUUCAGGGAGACAAAGGGUGGAUCGUCACCUUCUAGGCGGGACGGUAUCAAUUGGUUGUCGGGCCUUAUCAACAAUGACAGUGUUACCGUUGAUGCCACUCGGGUUUCGAAACCCUUGACGUCUACGUCCGACCCGCCUGAGGGCGACGUGACUAAUGACACAUUGGAUAAAAUGCGUUCCGGAGUUAUAAGCGGCUUCAGAAAGUAUCCGUUUCACCGCCCUCACCUGGUCCCACGUCGCAACUCUUCCAUUAAUCUGGAUGACGUUCGUGAUUACGUUCGCAAAAAAUUCGCCAGCGUUGAACGUAGUUUAGAUCAGAUUGAGUUGUUUAGCACGCUCGCCAACGUGGACCAGUAUCUGUGCUGCGAUAUGUUGUACGAGGGUAUUUGCUAUUACGGAAACGAAAGCCAAUGUAUGUCGGAGUUCGCCAUUAUAGAUGGGAUGUUACAUGCGCAGUCCAGAUGCCAGCUGAAAUGUUUGACUCUUUUGUUAUCGUUUUUAAAUGGAGGCAAAAGGCUGUCGGAUGCAAAUGUUGUCGCGGAUGCAGUUUUUCCAGAGAGUGUAUCAAUACUGCGUGAUCUGUUGUCUAGGGGUCUGAUUAAAAACAUCUGCCUAUUGCUACUGACCGCCAUCAAAGAAUCAUCCAGGUACAAGUCUAUGCUGUCUGGCGAGUUAUCUUCGUUUGUUAAGGCGUUGUACGAAAGCACGAUCGAUCUUGUGAACGGCCUGCUGAACUUCCUCGAGGCCUACUUCCUCCGUUUCCAUCCUGCGAAGGAUGAGAUACGGUGUCUCGCUGCACUUCUUCCGAACGUAUUUGACUUAAAAGCGCUGUUUGAUGUAUCGGAAUACGGCGCCUUAUUACGUUCCGUAUUUGGAGGUUCGUCCUAUGCCGCAUCGCCCUGGUACCCUUACUCUGACGCGUUGGUGUCGAAAUGUAUUGGGGUGCGCGAGUUCGAUGAGAUGACCAAGAAUGCCUGCAACGUUGGGAAUAGACUGUCGCUUAUUGUGCUAUUAGCGCUACAUCCGCAGCAUUACCGUCUCCCCGCCGUGGCUGAGACCGGAUCACCGCUGAAAGCGUCUUUAAAUAGAGAUGCUGCAUUUCUGGGCCGUUUCAAGUCGAUACCGACCCCUUUUAUCGGCAACAAUGAUCUGAGCAAAGUACUGGAAUUUGUGGUAUUCGGUAUGUACCUCAACGAUACGGAGCGGAUGGUUAAGUGCCUGGACAACGGCGUGUUUGCCCACAUGAGCAGUUUCUGGGUGAUUUCGACGCCGAUUGAAUACAGGGACAGUGUUGUGGAGGUUGUGGACACCAUCUUGAACGCAUUUUUGUUAAGCAACGGCGCGUUAAGCAAGGGUUGGUACGAAAUUUUGGAUCAUGAGAUCCGCUGCAAACGUAACGCUGAGGACCGUGCACGGUUGCCGUAUACGGGAGCGAGCGACGAGGCACUAUACCGCCAUCCAGGAAGAUCAGUUAUGGAGCUUCUGACUCUUGUUGCAAAAUUGGGCAACACUGGCAAUAAACGGUACGCUUUUGAGAUGUGGAGGAGUUGCGCGGAGUCGUAUCGUUCUCUCAUCCCCAACGUCAACUGCCAUGUAUACAAGUAUAACGCGUUCGAGAACGACCUAUACAACUGCUGUGAUGGUUCAAACGUGGACAAGAAGACGGUUGAACGUCUGAUAGUGCCUUGCGACGGUUUCAGCUGGUGGGAGCGCAACAGUGCGUUACUGGAUUUGGUGACACUAGCUGCGGGCGACAGCAACACUUACGUUGAGACUUACCCUCGGCUGUUGUCUUGCUUGCUUGAGUUCGCCUUGCAUUUGUGCACUGUGGAUGAUAUAGAGGGUGAGUGCGGCAGCCAUCUAGUAGGUAAGUUUUUGAGCACGAGCGCGUCACGCGAAGUCCGUUUUCCGUUUCUGCUAGAGCGGCUUAUUUCCCAGAUAGGCAGUCUUACUGAGGGUCAUUAUGGUACUCUGCCGAGUUUGAUUUAUGAGAAGUUGCUGGCACGUGAUGACCAGAUCGAGACUGCGGAGGCUGCCCUUAUGAUCGCUUCCACGAUUCCAGCGCACUCUUCGCAGCAAGGCAUGGGUGUUGGCGGUUGUUUGCGUAAGAUGUACACCUUCCCUCUGAUUAGCGGUGCUGCUGAGGUCAAAAUUGCCCUGGCAACUGUGGGUCUUGGAGGUCGUUGCCCUUUCGGGCUAAUAGAGACGUCCAUAGCGGCUUUCAAAUUAGUGUCGUUAUGUGAUCGCAUUCCCGAAGGCCCACAACCAGUUGAGCAUGCGGCUUUUCAUUUGGAUGUUAAUAUCCAACAUAACAUGGGCGAUGGUGAUCACAGCUUUUUGAGUGCGCUUUUCAGCAUAUUGUCUCGUAGUCGGAUCGAUGGUUUGGAGAUGCUAACAUCGUCUGUCUUGUCGAGCUUGUGUUCAAGCCACAUCAAAGAUUCGGAUACUGCGUGCGCUGCUCUGCUUCGUAUCUCAGAACUUCUGCAGGCUUCCAGGAAUACUGCUGGCCACGGAUAUGCACCGAACGGUUAUGUUCUUAGUGUUGAGGAACUGCGCGCUUUUGUUAGUUGCGUACGCAAAUUGUUCGUAUACGUACCGAGAGUUCAGCGUUUCCGCCACAACGGUGUCGACUGGUUGCACAGCCUGGUUCAAUUUUCCCUGUGGAUCUUGGACACUCACUGCUUCCGCAACGAGUGCGUUCACUGGUCAUUGGUCUCCGACGUGUUUGAGUUCCUUUCGGAAGUUGCACAGGGUCCGCUCGACGCUUGUGGUAAUACAAGCCGUGCUAGCCAGUACCUGCUUGAGCAAUUCUUGCUACCUGCGAGCUCGUUGUGCAUUUCCCUGGUGCGCGCUGCAAGUGAGGCUAAGUUAUUGUCGGCAAUAUCUACUAUGUGCAUCAUUUUCAAACGUGACGUUCUAUUGAUUGUGUCGCAUCGUGCAGCGAUGCUAAUGUCCACUCAACGUGAUGGGACUCAUUGCUCACAUUGUGGCUUGCCGUACGGCAAGGUUGCACCUCAGCGGCUACGCUUGACAGACAACGACAUGGAUUUGGACGCAUCUUCGGCUUCACAUAACUGGUGGUCUAACAAGAUACGAAAGAUUAACAGCAUAUUCUCGUCCGCGGGAAGUCGAGAUACUGCAGAUGAAAAGGGCUGUAAGUGCCUACAGUUUGACAUGCAUUCAAUGUCCUUGCUCCUUGCCCACGACGCCGUUUUGGAAGCAAUGAAUACGUUGCGUUCGAAAAACGAUAACGUCAUAAGUACUGCAAAGAAUUGCGAAUUCGUCGGUUGUUUCGACCCCAAUGCUUCUGAAGAGAUUCGCAUAAAAUCGGUUUACCUGCUUCUACAGGUUGUAGAGCGUAUGGACAGCGUUUCUUUGGUUGUGCCUGGCGACGUUUUGAGGGAGUUGCAUCGUUAUUACAGCCUACUAAAUCCUUGUGAGGAGCGUUCUCAAUUUGUGAUGUACCGUAUGAUGGAGUCGGAGGAUUUGGUAUUGUACAACAAGGUUGUUACCAUGGUUGCCAACUUCAAUCGCAUGGACGGUUCCGAGCACUGGUACUACUGCACAAGUCAGUUGUGCGACUUGAACCGUUGUGGCCUUGACAAUUUGGUCUUGCUUCUGUUGAAGCAGUGCGCACUCAAGGCAGCAUUCACUAAGGGCGGUAGCGAUUUUGGAUUGCGCCUCUUGGGUUCUGCUAAUAAUAUCAUCGCAUUAAUUAGGCUGGCAUCGGGUGGUGGCGACAUCUGGCGGUUUUCCGACUGGCGCCGCAUGGAUGCUUUGGCUGCUGUGGUGACAUUCGCCAAGAUUUAUCCACACGUGUUAGAUUUGGUUGCGAGACAUUGGAGUUCACUCGCUGAUGAGGCUAGCAGGAUCGACUUCGUGCAUCUGCCUCACGAUUCUUAUGUCAUGCAGUGUCAGCGGUUGUCGAACAUGCUGCAGCUGUUGAUUUUAUUGGCGGAGCGCGGUGCAGUGUCUAUAUCGUUGGAUGACAUAACGCAUUAUGUUAGACUGUACUCCCGUUUUGUGAAGUGCAUGUCGGAAGUGAUACUCUCCAUGCGUGAGGAACUGGAUGCCCUGCUUAACGGCAUAGUCACUGGCAAGGGUGGCGUUGGCGUAAAAGACUUUGUGAAUUUAUGGAAACUAGCAUCGUUCCCAUCGAAUUUAUGUUUGGCGUUUGACCUUCAACUGUGUACGAAGCUGCUUAACCCGCAGUCUUGUGAGCAGCUUCACAAGGACACUCAGCGGUACGCGUUACGUCUGAACUCCUCCAACAUGGUUAUCGCAUCCUCUAUAGGUCUGAUAUCGUGUUUGUUGAACUUCUUGUCAUACAGCACGAAAUUGGGUAUAGUUGGUCUUCCCGAGAAAUCGAGGACUUGGUUGGAGGUCGCUUGCGUGGAGUUUAACCCAGAGGAGACCUGCGAAUUGCGAUUGGCACUGCAUGUAGCGUUAAUAAAACAGCUGGGUAGCAUCUGGAUUGCGAGUAGGGCUGAUAUUGUGGGUAAUGAUUCUACGCUAUCGAUAUCAAUCGUGUUAAAAUUGAUAACGUUCGUUUUGACGCACGAGACAUCUACUCACCUUCGUAGCAAGAUUUACGCAUGUGUGAACAUGUUUCUUGUGAAUCAGCACCGUACGAACGGCGCAAGCAUAACUGAGCUUGUGGUCGCUCACUUGCUCAGCCCAUCGUCCGAGCUUUCAGAACCGUCAGCAGACGACAGAUCCGCUUUGCUACAUCUGUUAUCAUCGGAUGCAACCGCCAUACCGCAUCACAGCAGCGUGAGCAGAUAUUACUCAGUUGUAGAUGAUUCGACCACUAACGAAAGGGUCAUGCCGUCUUCUGAGGAUAUGUCCCCCAAAGCUACGGACAGAAGCAACAACGGCAUAGCUCCCAUGUCUUCUGGAGCCGAUGUUAACUACGCUGUGAAUGGUGUGCGCCGUAUUUUCGUUGGGCAAGAUUACGCCUAUCUACAAGCACCUCAUGUGGAUGAUAUGAGCCUGAGUGAUGUGGUUGAAAUGGAGGAAAACCGCAGCAGCGAAAUGUUGUUCGUUGCGGUUGAUAAUGGCGUGCGGUUCGACUACCGUGUGGAAGCUCUGGAUCUGUUGAGUCUGAUUUUGCGCGCGCUGCGCAAAUUUGAGGCAGGUGCGAUUGAGUACGAUUUGGGUGCCGUUAGUUACGGUUCACUUGGAUCGAUAAGUACGGAAUCCGUGUCUUCACUGUUACACAACCGUUUGUUGGACUUCAAAAGGUGCAAGCAGUGCCUAUUGCAUUCACCAUAUUGCCCGUUGUGCCUUAAACUACUGACAGGCACAGCUCGUGUGCUGAAGGCGGCCAGUGAAUUGCAACAGUUUUCGGCGUUCUGGUAUCACGUACAACCUACAUCCCCGUCAAUUUGUCUGGCGGAUUUGUUUUUGUCAUGUGAUCUUUUGCUGGGCUUCACGAACUGCGACAAGCUUCCCACUGAGCUCUUCAACCCUUUUAUUUCCAUCUUGGAGAAUCUGCUGGGCAUGCCUUCUGUGAAGACUCGAAACGCGUUAAUCCAAUGGAUGAAUAGGCACUCUGAACUUUUGGGUUCAUUGAUCCCUCUUAACGCCAGCACUCCUCUUACCGACGACAAGGUUACACUAGCGAGCAGUUUGCUCCGCAUCUACAGAGUCUGCGUUUUAUGGAUCCUUGCUGAGUAUCGUCGAGCGAAGUUUAAUUCGGAUCCGUUGAACAAUUUCAGUCUGAUUCUAGCCGAUUUGCAGUGCAAAUUCCCUCUAGCAAUGAGCAUGCCUCGGUCGGUCCCCGCUUUGCUGGAGUUGCUAACUGCUGACUUGUCAACGUGUAGUGAUUGUCAUUGGCAAUGCAUUCUGCUGGGUUUACAGACUGUGUUUCCCGAGUUGGGUGCCUUCGAAGCCGAUUUGGACUUUUCUACUCAGACUCCCAUCAAAGCAUUGGCUAUUGAGAAGGCGGUUACUGUCGCCACUGUGCUUACGCGUUGUGGUUCCAGCUUGCUGGGCUUUAUAAACCAUCUGAACUUCUUAGACGCCAAGUCUAGGCGGAAGUCACUUGGUCGCUUCGCUUUGCGUGUUGCGACGGUUGAAUGCGCAGCAACGCUGCUGGAGUAUAUUUUGGCUCUGGUUCUGACACAUUGCCCUCCUUCUUCUUCUGCUACCAAUUUGCUUGGAGCUUCUCCGAGCGAGCAGGCAAAGGACAUCAUGCAGAGCGGCUCUCUUCAGGAUGAACAUAGUGCCGCCGUGAGGGCAUCUGAGGGUGGCUCCGAGCAGCCUGGCAUGCUGCCCAGGUUGCGGAAGGCUGUUGACUUGUCUAGGAUCGAAUUGUUCCUCGACAAGAUCGCUCGUUUGUGUGAGGACAACGGGGCUCGAAUAGGCGAAUCGGUGGGCCCCCGGCGCAAGCAUGUUUUGGGCGAUCAAGAUUUACUUACUGUCUACGAGUCAUGUAGAUACGGACACCUUGUGCCGUCGCAGGAUGCGCGUAUAUCUCCCGAUGCUACUAUGCUUGCCGCGCUGCUUGCGCAUCUUGAACGUUCCAACCCCCGAGAAUGCGCUAUUCUGGCUGAUUUGGAGUCUCUAGAGAACCGUUUGGACGAACUGCUACUGUCUCAAAGCCACAGCGCGUCUCUAAAAUCGAUUGGAGCCAGCCCUCGGCUUCGCUUGCAUAUCUCCAACACCUUCGAAGAGCAGGACGAUUACGCGAAUCGUCACGGCUUCGUGCAUAACACGCCGUCUUCCUUUACCAUUUAUAUUCGGGCUUAUGAGAUCGAUGCAGACGGCAACUUUGUUGACGGCGGUGAGGAAGGGGUGCUCAGUAGGUACUUCCGUCAAAUCCUGCUUUGCACCCCGGAUCGAACAGUGCUGUGGGACAGAGAUGGAGUUCGUGAUCUUCGCACAGAUGUUCGCAGAUGUUGCGCGACAGGCCCGCCGAUGGAGGCAUCGUCGAGUGCGCCCGGAUUCGAUGAGUUCGAUAACCGUCGAGACGCUUCGGGUGGAUUGCGCCGCGAUAGGGUAAGUUCACACCACGGCGGCAUGCGUCCCUCUCAACCUGGCGGACAUGCUGCUGAUAAGACUAGAGAUUCUCAGGCUGCCCGUGUUGGCAUGUAUGGUGCGAACGAUGGCAGGUGCCUCGAUGGUGAUCCGUUGUACAACAAUCCGGGUGACUACGGCCAGAUCGAUGGCGACUAUUAUGCACCUGGUUUUGAUUAUUGGCGCCACCCGGACUCUAAAAAGACGAGUGAUGGCGUGGAUGAAUGUGGUGGCGACCCAGGUCCCUAUAACGGAUAUAAUGAGCUUCAGAUAAGCCAGGUGUGCUAUUCGGAGUGUCAGGUGUCGCUUUACUUCUUCCCCACCCAGCUUACAAUGAUGUGCACCAUCUCAGACCUUUUGGAAAGUUUUCUAUUAAUGGUGAACAAUGGUGUGGCUGUGACGGAUUCAUCAAGGCAGAUCGCAUUUUACCGUAUUAUAAGCUUUUUAUGGACUUACGCAUUUGAGCGUCAGCUGGUCUACGAAGUAGAGGAAGGCACUUUCUUUCGCCUGGACGGUGCGCUUUCUCAGCUUCUAGAGAUGCCCCAGGGUUCUGAAGUGGCAGUGCAGGAUGUGCAGCGCGCGGUGAUGGCUCACGUGAUGCCUCCCAAGCCUAUUAAGGUGACCCACGACAUAGUGUUGUCUGGCGAUUCUUGGAAGUCUGACAGUUUCGUUGAUGUACACUUGGACAGCGCUAUAAGGGGACCUAAAAGAUUGGGAAAGACUGAAUUCGAGAAGCAGGUGGAUUCUCUGCUCCCCGAGUUGCGAGACCUGAUCCACGUGAGGAAUUUAUAUGAUUCGUUCAGUCGUGAUCCAGCUAAAUUUGUCAAAUUCGCUCUUAACAGCUCAAAUGUGGCAAUAGCCAAACCCUUAUCUGACGAUGUGGUACAGGCUGAUGAUCAAUUAGGCGAGCCCUGGUUGCCGCGUGCUAUCGACAAGUAUGUGACGUUGCAGGACCGCUCUCUGUUCGAUGUUCUCUUCGGCGCUUUCAACAACGCUCCAAAGAGCACUUCCGUGCGAGAUGAAGUGAGUGAUUCGAGCGUACAAGAGAUGUUUUACGAUGCGUUAUCUACAGACCCGGAUGAUAAACAGGACGUUCACAUGGCUCCGCCUUCAGAUACGAUCAGCAUUAUCGGUGAGGAAGAUGCAAACCUCCGCCCCUCCACAUCUGAACCAAUAUGCACAGAAGCAAGAUUCGACACUUCUAACGAUGCUGGUGAACCUGUUAUGCAAGACGCCGUUUCUGCUGAGAAUGGUGAGACAGCAACGGUGGCCAAGGCAGUUGCAGCUGCAUACGCACAAGUUGAGGAUAAUCGCAUGGGCGGUGUUGGCUCCACUGAUAUUUUCAACAUUAGUGGGAUGCAACCACUGGGGGUUAACGACGGUAUAACGGCUGCGUACACUGCCUGCGUACCGAUGCCGGCUACAAUUCCCAUUGUGCCCAAGGUCCCUGGCGGCAGUGAUUUCCAGAUCCCUUCUUUUGAGGAAGCGGCACGUUUAGCAUCGUAUUUGGGUGCUGGAAAUGACUUUUCAAGAUCUGUGGAAAAUCCUAUGGAUGCUCCGCCUUCGCUGGUGCAUCCCCUUGGAAACUACGUUUCCCAGGAUGGGGUUGAUACAACGUAUAUGAAAGUCAAUUUGUCGGAAGCUGACGUUAUGCAGCACCCCAAUCGGCUGUGCUUCGAUCGUAAGUUGAAGGAAGCGGCGGAUUGCAUGGUUCCGGGCGGCAUGAAGUGCCACCCUUCGUACAGCGGUGAGACUCGGUACGCUGCGAACAGUGUUGUCGGCGAAGGUUCGCGCAGCAUGGAAGGCGAUUUCGAGGUGUACGGUCCCCAUGGCAGUGACCAGUUGUGA
Molecule: messenger RNA, 9054 nt
Organism: Babesia ovata
Lineage: Eukaryota; Apicomplexa; Aconoidasida; Piroplasmida; Babesiidae
Product: SWI SNF complex component SNF12 homolog, putative
Exons: 2
Coding region: 1-9054 (3017 amino acids)
Source: RefSeq, a predicted model, not a curated record